Molecule: messenger RNA, 1293 nt
Organism: Coccomyxa subellipsoidea C-169
Lineage: Eukaryota; Viridiplantae; Chlorophyta; Trebouxiophyceae; Coccomyxaceae
Exons: 10
Coding region: 1-1293 (430 amino acids)
Biological process (GO): protein insertion into mitochondrial outer membrane
Cellular component (GO): SAM complex; outer membrane
Source: RefSeq, a predicted model, not a curated record
AUGGCAGCUACGUAUGCAGCUGUCAAGGACAAACGCCUGAAGGUGGAACAAGUCAUCAUCAAUGGCCUGGACCGCACCAGAGCGUACAUCGUAUCUCGAGAGCUGGAGCCCGUGCAAGAAGCCAACUCAUUGGACGAGAUCAAGGACGUCCUGCUUGAGGCUCACGAGCAUCUUUUGUCUCUGGGAAUUUUCGAUGGAGUGGAAGUGAUCAUCACCGACAGUGAGACGGGACAGCCAGACGCAUGCACUGUCCUAGUGAGAUGCGCGGAGAAGGGCCGCGUCAAUUUGCACGCUGGCACCUACGUGAAUGGCAAUGAUGGCUCUUUGGAGUGUGCGCUGGGCCUGACAAAUGUUCUGGGGAGGGCGGAGGAGGUCAGCCUGUCAGCCGAGCUGGGCAUGAACAAUCUGACGGAGUUCUCAAUCAGCGUCAGCAAGCCGCGGCUGCGCGGGCAGGCGCGCAACCUGACAGCUGGAGUGUACCAGAAGCGACGCAGCUUCAGAGAGUAUUCCUCCUACAGCGAAGAGACACGUGGGGGCACCGCCUCAAUCUUUAGCCCGGACGGCACGCAUGCGGUGGCGUAUGACCUGGCAUGGCGCAGCAUCAGGGCCGAGGCCGAGGCAUCCAGGGCGGUCAGGGAGCAGACGGGGCACAAGCUCAAGUCUGCGCUGAGCUACAUCUUCAGGCACUACACUCUGGAUGACCUGCACUACCCCACCAGCGGCAUUGGCUUCAGGAGCUCAACGGAGGUGUCUGGACUGGGGCUUGAUGCAAACCUGCUGCGGUUUGCGAAGCAGCACCUGGCGGCGCAGUGGGUGCAUCCGCUCAUAGGCAGCACUGUCUUCAGCCUGUUCUUUCUGGGCGGCGUGCACGGCAACCUGAGAGGCUUCCACUUCAAGGGGGCAGGGCCGACAGCUGCCCGGCCGAGGGGGGGCGUGGACGCGAUCGGAGGGGAUUUGAUGUGCGCGAUCCUGGCGGAGGUACGGUUCCGGCUGCCGGUGGCGGCAAUGCAUGCGGCCGGCAUGUACGGGCAUGGCUUCAUGAACGGAGGGAACUCCGCGCUGCUGAGCGGCACAGGCAAGCCGGUGCAGCAAACGCUGGCCGACUUUGCCAAGGUGCACCAGACCUGGCGGUGGAGUGCGGGACUGGGCAUAGUCUGGCCAACAAGUAUUGGGAGGCUGGAAGUCAAUGUGUGCAAGGUGCUGAAACACCAGCAGCCGGACCGGUACACAAACUUUGGCCUGCAAGACAGGCCUUUUGAUACAGCCAGGAAAAUCUAUGGCAUCAAGAACUGA